Sinocyclocheilus rhinocerous is the source of this 3436-nucleotide messenger RNA. RefSeq names its product kinesin-like protein KIF1C. Gene Ontology annotation, biological process: microtubule-based movement. The record is from RefSeq and is a predicted model, not a curated record. The transcript is spliced from 20 exons. The coding region runs from base 25 to 3174 and encodes 1049 amino acids. Lineage: Eukaryota; Metazoa; Chordata; Actinopteri; Cypriniformes; Cyprinidae. Gene Ontology annotation, molecular function: ATP binding; microtubule motor activity; microtubule binding.
UGAGUAGGUUGGCCAGCAGUCAUCAUGGCGUCGUCCUCGGUGAAGGUGGCGGUGCGUGUGCGGCCUUUCAACAGCCGAGAGAUAAACCGAGGAGCCAAGUGUGUGAUCCAGAUGCAGGACAAGAGCACAUGUAUUAUUAAUCCCAAGCAACCCAAGGAAGCACCCAAGAACUUCACUUUUGACUAUUCAUACUGGUCACACAGCUCAGAAGAAGACCCAUCCUUUGCAUCUCAGGGGAAGGUGUAUCAGGACAUUGGCGAGGAGAUGCUGCUUCAUGCUUUCGAGGGCUAUAAUGUGUGCAUUUUUGCUUAUGGACAGACUGGUGCAGGAAAGUCGUACACAAUGAUGGGAAAACAGGAUCCGGGACAGCAAGGCAUCAUACCACAGAUGUGCGAGGAUUUGUUCAGACAGACGGCAGAUAACACUGACCCUGACCUGUCCUUCUCUGUUGAGGUUUCAUAUAUGGAGAUUUACUGUGAGCGGGUUCGGGACUUGCUGAACCCAAAAAGCAAAGGGUCCUUGAGGGUCAGAGAGCACCCGAUAAUGGGCCCUUACGUAGAAGACCUCUCCAAAAUGGCAGUUACCAACUACAGUGAUAUUGCAGAUCUCAUGGACACUGGCAACAAAGCCAGGACGGUUGCUGCUACUAACAUGAACGAGACCAGCAGUCGCUCGCAUGCGGUCUUCACCAUCCUCUUCACUCAGCGUCGACAUGAUAACAUGACCAGUCUGGACACCGAGAAGGUGAGCAAGAUCAGUCUGGUUGAUCUGGCAGGAAGUGAGAGAGCAGACUCAUCCGGAGCCAAAGGCAUGAGGCUGAAGGAGGGAGCCAAUAUUAACAAAUCUCUGACAACACUGGGUAAAGUCAUCUCAGCACUGGCAGACAUGCAGGGCUCGAAGAAGAGACGCUCUGAUUUCAUUCCCUACAGGGAUUCUGUGCUCACGUGGCUGUUGAGAGAAAAUCUAGGUGGAAACUCGCGCACGGCCAUGAUUGCUGCUCUGAGCCCCGCAGAUAUUAAUUAUGAAGAAACACUCGGUACUCUCAGGUAUGCAGACAGAGCCAAGCAGAUAAAGUGUAACGCUGUCAUUAACGAGGAUCCGAACGCACGGCUUGUCAGGGAGCUGAAAGAAGAGGUCAACAGACUCAAAGAGCUCCUCCUGUCUCAGGGGCUCAGUAACCUCAUCGCUGCUUCAGGGACUGAAACGGGCCGCCUGGCUUUGGGAGGAGCGUCAGGUGAGCUCCAUCAGCCCUCGCUCUCAUAUGCACCGUCUACCUCUGAUGCACCGAUGGAGGGUGUGACGCCCACCAGUCCCACUGCGCACAUCAGCAAAGAGGAGGCUGUGGAGAGACUCCAGGAAACAGAGAAGAUGAUUGCAGAGCUGAAUGAAACAUGGGAGGAGAAGCUCAGGAAAACCGAAUCAAUACGACAAGAGAGGGAGGCGCUGCUGGCUGAGAUGGGUGUGUCUGUGAAAGAGGAUGGAGGAACAGUGGGUGUCUUCUCGCCCAAAAGAACGCCCCACCUGGUGAAUCUGAACGAGGAUCCUCUGAUGUCAGAGUGUCUGAUCUAUUACAUUAAAGAUGGAGUCACCAGACUGCAGGAUCUGGAGAAUCAGUACCGCAAAGAGAAGGAGGAGGCCGACCAGAUACUGGAACAGCAGAGACUGUAUGCAGACUCAGACAGCGGUGAUGACUCAGAUAAGCGGUCCUGUGAGGAGAGCUGGAGACUCAUCUCCUCUCUAAGAGAGAAAUUACCAGCCAACAAGAUGCAGUCUAUCGUGAAGAAGUGUGGUCUGCCCAGCAGUGGGAAGAGGAGGGAGCCGCUGCGUGUGUAUCAGAUCCCCCAGCGCCGCCGCGUACCCGCCACCCAGGAGUCCAAACACAGACUCAGCUUGGAGGAGCUUCGCACGCAGGCUGUUAAAGAGAUCUGCUAUGAGGUGGCGCUUGGAGACUUUAAACACACUCGGCAAGAGAUCGAGGCCUUGGCCAUUGUCAGGAUGAAGGAGUUUUGUCGGACAUACGGCCAAAAAGACCCUCAGGAGAGAGAGAGCUGGAAAAGUGUGGCCAAGGACGUAUGUGAGACGGUGGGCAUCGGAGAAGAGGAAGGAGACGGGGAGGAAAGAACGACGACAGCAGCUGGAGGAGGAGCGAGCGAGCGAGGAAAGACAGAUAUGGGAGAGCUCAAAGCUCAUAUCGACAAGCUGACUGAUAUACUGCAGGAAGUCAAGUUGCAGAAUAAUAUGAAGGAUGAGGAGAUCCAAUCGCUGAGGGACCGCAUGGUGAAGAUGGAGAAGAUAUUCCCAGUCGAAGAUCAGGGAGACGACGAUGACAUCGGCUUGGAUGGGGUCAGAGGUGACGAGCCGCCAGCUCAAGUCGACAGAUGCGACGAGGAUUCUGGCUACCAGCGGGGUCGCCAUCGCUGGCAGUACCCAGAGAAAUAUCACAACCCUAAGCGUCGCAAAGGAGCCGGCAAUCAGCCAAUCAACGCCCUCUACUCGGCGCCUCCCUCGGGACACUCUCAGAACAACCCGUUCAGUACGGCAUCGUCUCGAUUCUCAAAUCCGUCUUUCUGUUCUCAGACCUCUCGCCACCCCAAUGGGCCUUUCAUGCCAGGCACGGGACGCUUCUUGCCACCUCAUGAGAGGAAGCUACAGUUCCCCUUUAAGAAUAAUUCUCAGCACCGAGGCUUCAUCUGGGGUCCGUCAUCAGGGGGUGAAAGGGGAAAGGACCCUUCCACUCAGUCCAGUACGGAUUUGAUUCAUACUUUCCACUCAUCCCCCUCACCAAACAAAGGCCAGUGGCCAAACAGCCAGCAGUGGCGCAAUCACGGGAACAGAGGCUACAACAACUGUGGGAACAGGCAACGAUCCAGAAACAGGGGACGGAAUCCAUUCGAUGGAUAUUUAACCAAUGAACAGGCUGGAAAUGCUGAGCGUAAAGACGGUGGCUCGGUCCAGCACAAGCAGGGUAGAGCGCGCUACACCUGGUACAAUCCCAGCUUCGCUUCAGACCAGUCUGUUGGAGACGGAUUCCAGCACAGCUACAACCAAAGCAGACAAGGUGUCUACAAACACCCCAACUCACACUACCAGCACAUCCCUCCAGAGAUGACCCAGCGUGGGUCUGAAGGCAAUCCCAAUCCACCAUCCAUCCCAGACUGCAGUAUGGAGACCUGAUUUAAUCUGCGGAGACCUGGGAGCCAUAACACUCUGAUUCUCUUGUGCACAGUUCUCGCAUGGGGCUCCUAGAAACCUCAGACCUCAGAUAUACGGUGUUUUGGCUUGUUGUGGAAGGAUGCUGGGAGAAACUCCUUGUGCAAUAAGUGCAAUAACGCCUUCAUGUUUGAAAUGAGACUAUUUUAUGCAACUGAGUUUUUAUGUACAUAUUGCAGUUUCAUACCUACACCUACAGUGCUUUAUGAGUGAUGUUUUUCUGUGC